This is a messenger RNA of Brachypodium distachyon (stiff brome), 1975 nucleotides long. Its product is annotated as UDP-N-acetylglucosamine diphosphorylase 2. Gene Ontology annotation, molecular function: UDP-N-acetylglucosamine diphosphorylase activity. The record is from RefSeq and is a predicted model, not a curated record. NCBI's taxonomy places the organism in Eukaryota, Viridiplantae, Streptophyta, Magnoliopsida, Poales, Poaceae. Gene Ontology annotation, biological process: UDP-N-acetylglucosamine biosynthetic process. Bases 208 to 1689 code for a protein of 493 amino acids. The transcript is spliced from 15 exons.
ACCCGCGGGCGGCCCACACUCCGGCGACCAGACCAGACCACCAGAGGAAGAGAACGAUCCGAGCUGGCUCUCUCUGCCACUGCCAGCCACUGAGCAUCAUUACCCAAUCACGGAUCUCUCGUCCCCUCUCUUCUUGCAGCUGCUCUGCUGCCGCCGCUGCUUCUCUUCCAAUUCUUCUUGUUGUGUUUGCGGUUGAAGAGGGAGAGGAUGAAGGAGAUGCUGGUGGGUUCGGCGUCGCCGGUGGGGCCUGUGGGUAGGUGGGGGGCGGCGCCGCCGCAGGCGCUGCUGGAGAGGAUGAAGGACUACGGGCAGGAGGGCGCGUUCGCGCUCUGGGACGAGCUCUUGCCCGAGGAACGGGACCUCCUCGUCCGGGACAUCGAGAGUCUAGAUCUUUCAAGGAUUGAUCGGAUCAUUCGACGCUCCCUUGGAUCACAAGGCUUUUUACUGCCCGCGAUCGAGCCCGUGCCGGAAUCCAGUGUCUCGAGGGUGGAGGAGAGGUCUCCAGAGGACAAAGAACGGUGGUGGAAGAGGGGGCUGAGAGCCAUUUCAGAGGGGAAGCUGGCCAUUGUACUUUUGGCUGGUGGUCAGGGAACUCGGCUUGGAAGCUCCGAUCCCAAGGGAUGUUUCAAUAUUGGACUUCCAUCUGGAAAAUCACUUUUCCAACUCCAAGCUGAACGCAUUUUGUGUGUUCAAAAGUUGGCUGCUCAAUCUAGCGAUACUCCUGGUAACAUUUUACCAAUCCACUGGUAUAUAAUGACCAGCCCCUUCACUGAUGAUGUCACACGCAAAUUCUUCGAGAGCCGUAAAUAUUUUGGCUUAGAGGCUGAACAAGUGACAUUUUUCCAACAAGGCACCCUUCCAUGCAUUUCUGCUGAUGGCAGAUAUAUUAUGGAGACGCCAUACAAGGUAGCAAAGGCUCCUGACGGCAAUGGAGGAGUUUAUUCCGCCCUGAAGUCUAAGAAGUUGCUUGAAGAUAUGUCUGCACGGGGUGUAAAAUAUGUAGAUUGCUACGGAGUUGAUAACGCACUGGUUCGUGUUGCAGAUCCAACAUUCCUAGGCUACUUCAUAGAAAAAGGUGUAUCUUCUGCUGCAAAGGUUGUUAGGAAGGCUUAUCCACAAGAGAAUGUAGGAGUGUUUGUUCAACGGGGUCGUGGCGGACCUCUUUCUGUGGUAGAGUAUAGUGAAAUGGAUGCGGCUAUGACUACGGAAAUUAAUCAAUCAACAGGACGCCUUCGUUAUUGUUGGAGCAACGUGUGCUUGCAUAUGUUCACGUUGGACUUUCUGAAUCAAGUGGCAAACAGCCUUGAAAAGGACAGUGUUUACCAUCUUGCCGAGAAGAAGAUACCUUCCAUUCAUGGGUGCACAAUGGGCCUGAAGCUUGAACAGUUCAUAUUUGACGCCUUCACUUACUCCCCAUCCACAACACUUUUCGAGGUUUCGCGUGAAGAGGAAUUUGCACCGGUGAAGAACGCUAACGGUGCAACUUAUGACACCCCUGAUAGCGCCAAACUAAUGCUGCUUCGUCUCCAAAGCAGAUGGGUAGUUGCUGCUGGCGGCUUCCUGACGCAUUCAGUGCCCUUGUAUAUGACAGGCGUGGAGGUUUCUCCGCUGAGCUCCUACGCCGGCGAAAACCUGGAGGCGAUCUGCCGAGGGCGGACAUUCCACGCGCCCAGUGAGAUCUCAUUCUAGAUGUAAGCGUUCAACAAGAGCUCCGGCAAACGGAGGAAUUAUAUCUGGGGAUUUCCUCAGUCUAGAUGCAAGUGUUCAACGACAGCUCCUACAAACGGAGGAAUUAGAUCUGGGAUUUGCACGUAUAGUUGAGUGGAGGGAGUUAGUGCCUGCCUGGGAGUUGCGUGUAUAUUGUCGAGAUGGUUGGAACGACAUAUAUACAUUAUUUAUCCCUGUAUUACUGGACUGGUAAAUGAAUAACAUGCAAGGAUGAAUAAUUAGUUGAUGAAUAUAUGCGGUUUCAUCA